Molecule: messenger RNA, 3342 nt
Organism: Triticum turgidum subsp. durum (durum wheat)
Lineage: Eukaryota; Viridiplantae; Streptophyta; Magnoliopsida; Poales; Poaceae
Source: the annotation of a GenBank genome assembly
AUGAAGCCCAUGGAGGCAGCGGCGUGCUCCGGCGGCCUGGAUCCCGCGGCACUGGCGGAGGCGCCGCGGCUGCUGCGCUCGGCCUCUCAGGCCAUGGAGGGGCUGGCCUCCGACAUCCAGUCCUGCGGCGGGAGCCGCCGGAGAUGUGCGCCUGGGGCCAGCAAGUGCGGGGGGAAGGCCGCCGCCCCCACCCUGGAGCUUCUCGUGGCCUAUUUGCUCCAGAUCUGGGGCAUCUCCGCCGCCGCCGGAUAUAAGGCGCUGGCUCUGCAGGCCAGGGACGCCUUUUACUUCGCCCAAGACCUUCAAGACACCAUCGACUGCCACAACCCGCCUCGGGUUCGUAGCCGUCGUCAGUCCAAGCCCCUCCCCGCUCUCAGGUGGUGUGCUUCCAACUGCCUCCCUUUUGGAAUAGUUGCGUCCAAACCACCCAAAAAGAUCAUCAAGGACAUCAAAGCUGUGAAUCAAGAAACUCAAAAGAUUGUUCAUCUGCUUGACAAGGCCGCCGGCGGCUCAUCGUCCACUUCGCUGCCACCGCGGAUGCCUGAUUCAGGCAGGGAAAUUCUUCAGACUAGGGUAUUUGUUGGGCGCGACAAGGAGAAGGAUGAUAUCGUGCAAUUGCUCAUCCAGCCAUGUGCCAAGUCUGCUGUUAUCUCCGUUGUUGGUGCUGGAGGAAUCGGGAAGACAACUCUUGCUCGGACGGUGUUCAACGAUGCAGCGGUUGGGGAGCAUUUUGAUGUCAAAUGUUGGGUGUCAGUUUCAAGUAGCUCCAACAAGAUGGACCUCGCAGCACAGAUCCUAAGGUCGGUCAAGCCAGCUUGGGAUGGCUCUGCUGACAAGAUGGUGGAUUUUCAAAUGCUUCAGUCUGAGCUCCGUCAAUCUCUUACAUCAAAGAGGUAUCUGAUUGUUCUUGAUGAUGUAUGGAACAGCAAGGAUGAAACCUGGCUGGACAUGCUCGCUCCUCUACAGUCAGCAGAUAUUGGGAGCAGAAUUAUGGCGACUUCUCGCAUGAACACCGUGCCUCACAUCCUCGGAGCAUCGCAGAUGUACACCGUGAAUCCGCUCAAUAGCGAUGAUUGCUGGGCCCUACUCAAGGAACAUGCUCUUCCAAGUGAUCUUGGGAAUGUCUAUCCAAAUCUUCACCCGAUCGGGAAACAGAUUGCUGAAAAAAUCAAUGGCUCACCUUUGGCUGCCAAGCUGGUGGGAGGUUUGCUGGGUGAUACAAGGAGCAAAAUUCACUGGAUGAAUAUCAUGGAAACAGGAUUAAAAGAUAAUAAUGUUUCCUCUGCCCUACGCUUGAGCUAUAAGUACCUACCAGUACACCUCAAGCGGUGCUUCGCAUAUUGCAGUUUGUUUGCAAAGGACCAUAAGUUUGAUCCAGCACACUUGUCCCGCCUUUGGAUUGCCGAGGGUUUUGUUCAACCACAAGGCAUGGCUGACAAAAGGAUGGAAGACAUAGCUAGAGAAUAUUUUGAUCAGCUCCUUUCACGCUCAUUCUUCCAGGAAAUCAAGCUUGGAACCAAGACGUACUACUUGGUACACGGCUUACUGCAUGAUCUUGCAAGGUCUGUUGCUGCGGAGGACUGCUUCCAUGUUGAUGAUGGCAUGAACUGUGACAUCCCGUCAACAGUGCGCCAUCUGUCUGUCACCAUGAACAGUCUACCUCGUCUCACAAGCUUCUGCACUCUAAAAGAGCUGCGCACCUUGUUAAUCCGACCGUCACUUCCGUCCAACUCCAGCUGCUCCCAAGAGGAUUCUUCUGUGAAUUUAAAAAGUAUCCUGGAGAAUUCCAAACAGUUGCGUGUUCUUGAUGUCAGUUGCUUUAACUCCAAAGAGUUGCCCCAAUGCAUUGAUGACUUAUUGCACCUCCGUUACCUAUCUAUCCAUGGCUCCAUCCAGAGGCUUCCUGAGUCGAUUGGCAAGCUCCUGAAUCUGCAAGUAUUGUGCUUCACUGGGAAAUGUUCGUUUGAUAAGCUUCCUGAAAGUGUUACUAUGCUGGUCAAUUUGCGGCACCUUCUUGUUGAAACAAAGUGUACUGCAGGAUUGGCGGGCAUUGGUCGGCUAGCUAAGCUUCAGGGAUCACUUGAGUUCCACAUUGAAAAGAAGGAAGGGCAUAGAUCAGAAGAGUUGAGAAACAUCAAUGGUCUCCGUGGGUUACUAAAAGUAAAAGGUCUAGACAAUGUUUCAAGCUAUGAAGAAGCCUGCAAAGCUGAGUUGAAUAAGAAAACGCAUCUUAAUUCUCUGAAUUUAGAAUGGAGCUCCGCUAGUAGAAAUAACCCCCCUCCUGCUGACGAAGAGGUACUUGAAGGCUUAAAGCUGCACCAAGAUAUAAAGGUACUUCAUAUAAGAAGGUAUUGUGGCACCAAAGCUCCCAGUUGGCUACAGUCAUUGCAGCAAGUGUGUUCUUUGCACCUUAUCAAUUGCAGGAGUUUGGGCAGCCUUCCUCCAUUGGGAAAUUUGGGAUCACUCAGAUAUUUACACAUGAAGGAGCUGUGUGCAGUUGACCGAAUUGGACAUGAGUUUUAUGGCAACGGUGAUGUGGCAUUUCCAUCUCUAAGUGUCCUUGAAUUUGAUGAUUUCCCAAAGUUGCGUGAGUGGGCUAGAAUAGAGGACAAGAAUUCAUUUCCAUGCCUUGAAAGAUUAAUUAUAGUGGAUUGUCCACAAUUGGUCGAAAUUCCUCCCUUCUCCGCAACUACUCGUGAAGUUACCAUUGAGCGUACAGGCUUCAUGCCAUACAUGAGGCUUGCCCCUUUUUCUUCAAGUUCAGAGAAGCUCCAGCUGGAUGUUUGCACAACUUCUGUCCACUUCAACGGGUUGUUCCAUAAGCAGCAUGUAGAGGCUCUUGUAGCUUUAUACAUAAGUGGUGCUGAACAAGUCAUUGCUACUGAAGAAAUAGGGUUGCUUGUUUCUCUACAAAGGUUGCAACUUAGUCGCUGCAACUUUACUGACCAGAAUUUUAGUAGUUUUCUCCAGGCUCUGCCUCAUUUGUCCUUGUUGGAGAUGAUAGACCUGCCUAACGUAACAUCUCUUCCAGCAUCAGAAACACUUAGUUUCAGCACCAUGCUCACUGAGUUGUCCGUACGCAACUGCCAGUUUUUGCACUCUCUAUCCUCACUGCAGUUCUUUUAUUCACUAAAAGUUCUGGUGAUCGAGAGAUGUCCUAAAGUCACUACAACAUCAUUUCCGUUGAAAUUUAGGAGCCUUUCGUCUCUCAGAGUGCUGAGAAUAUCAUACUGCCCAGAGCUCCAAUCUUUACCAGUGUGUGGUCUGCCAUCCUCAUUGGAAACACUUGAUAUUAUUGGGUGCCACCCGGAGUUGUCCAAGCCAAGGAAGAGAGUGCAGUGA